AUGGUGCUCUGUGCGGUCUGUGGAAGGGCAUUGCUUUCGGCGAUCGCCAGAAGGACGUCAUCGGUGUUGAACCAGAAUGUCAUACUUCUGGUUUCACUUUCACUAGCUGGUCAUAUGAACAUCGAAGAGGCACGUAGGCUAUUUGAAUCCGCUACAAAGCGCCUAGAGUUUGUCUGCCAUCAGCAUCUGGCUCAAGCGGCUCAAUUUCUAUUGGCUGAGAUGGCAGCGGUUGGGAAUACGUUCGAGGAACUCGAAGAUCCGAGCACUCCAUCUGGACGAACAGCAUAUGUGACAGAUAUAGACAUUCCCCUGGAUUUAGUAAACACGUUGAAUAGGCUGGCAGGAGGCAAGACCGUCGUCUCAUGCCGCGAAGUUAGCAAAUUUAUCAAUGAAAAUCUUAAGCGUUACUAUUCAACGAGUGUUUGGCCGGAAAUGGAAGAGGUCCGCAUCGGUAGGGGUAGUAGCAUUGUCAAGAAUUUCGAAGAAGGAGGGGUGAGGGGUGUGUCAGAAAGGCCAUGCUCCAUUACAUCAAACGAGAACUCCGUCUCUGAAGAAGACGAGGAAAAUCCAACCAGCUCUGUUCUCGAAGAGAACACGGAUGUGUAUGUAACUGAUGACGAAUCCGAAAGUUGCUUUUCAACUUCCUCUUCUGUCGAGGAUACGGAUCCACAUGCCUUGAGCCAAAACUUUCUCGUCAAAGGGAACGUCUUAAUGAAGUUGUUCAAGUUCUGCCCCAGAUGUGGGUCUAAACUGGCGGGGGCACAUUUGGAGGCCGUUGGAACGGCUGCUGUAGUCAAGUUCAACUGCAAACAAUGCAGCUCGACUGAAAUGAACUGGUCUUCUGAAAGGAAUAUCGAUUCAUAG
Molecule: messenger RNA, 864 nt
Organism: Haemonchus placei
Lineage: Eukaryota; Metazoa; Nematoda; Chromadorea; Rhabditida; Trichostrongylidae
Source: the annotation of a GenBank genome assembly